AUGUCUCUGUUUCACUUUGUUAAUUGCUCUUUAACUACAUUUGUUCCUUAUUAUAUAAUAUUUGAUGGAUUCAAAUUGUCAAAAGAUGUUGGAUCUACAAAAUUAUUUUUAAUUGUGUGUUUUUAUUAUAUUAUAUCUCAAAUUUUAAAACUAUUUUCUCUGGCAUUUUUUUCAAUAGGACUACUACAAAAUAUGAAUAUUUUCAAUAUAAUUUUUCAAGAAACUGCAAAUAUAAUAGAUUUAGCUGGAAUAUACUACAUUUUAUCUCAUAAGCAUACAAAUACUAUUAGUUUAAAAGAGAGAAUAUUAUCUGUUGGAUUAAGUUGGGGAUUUUAUGAUUCAUUAGCUACAAAUUUUUUUCCAUUUUUUAUUGGAGGACGAUCAAUGGAUUUUUCUUUGAAGCAUAUAUAUAGAUCUAUAUUGGCUAAUACCUUUUUAUUUUCAAAUUUGUCUAAAACAUGCUUAUUAUUUAUGUGGCUAAGAAAUCCAAUACAUAAAAAAAAGAUCACUGUUAUUAACACUCUUUUAGUAUACUUUACUUUUAUUUUGCCCCUUACGAACAAAAUUAUUUUAAUAUAUGAAGACUCAUUUAAUAUAAAGAUGUUCAUUCUUAUAUUUCUUCAAAUUGCAAUUACUUUUUUUUUAUCAUGGGUUACAAAAUGUUUAUUUAGUUCUCACUCAAAUAAUGUUGAACAAAAGAAAAAGGUAAAAAUCAAUGAUGAUGAAAAUCAAAUGAAUAAAGAAAUAAUAAAGGAAGGAAAAAAAAAAGGUCGAAAAAAAAAAAACUAA
Molecule: messenger RNA, 789 nt
Organism: Plasmodium relictum
Lineage: Eukaryota; Apicomplexa; Aconoidasida; Haemosporida; Plasmodiidae
Product: conserved membrane protein, unknown function
Exons: 8
Coding region: 1-789 (262 amino acids)
Source: RefSeq, a predicted model, not a curated record